This is a messenger RNA of Amphiprion ocellaris (clown anemonefish), 3610 nucleotides long. It is a transcript of the gene rhbdl3, whose product is annotated as rhomboid, veinlet-like 3 (Drosophila). Lineage: Eukaryota; Metazoa; Chordata; Actinopteri; Pomacentridae. Bases 595 to 1839 code for a protein of 414 amino acids. The record is from RefSeq and is a predicted model, not a curated record. Gene Ontology annotation, cellular component: membrane. Gene Ontology annotation, molecular function: serine-type endopeptidase activity; calcium ion binding. The transcript has 10 exons.
CUUCAUUUCUCAUACCCUGUGCCUGGGAGGACGUAUGCGGAUGGGGCAGAGUCGUGGCAUCUCCUGGAGCUGAACCAAACCAUCCCAGCGGAGGCGGUCGUCGGCGUGUUCCUCGCACCGAGGAUUCCUGCCGGCGCACGGCGGAGAAACCAGACGUCCAUCCCCCCCUCCUCCUACUCCGCUCCUGCGCCGUCGACCGGCAGAAAGACAGCGUGCCAGAUGGAUCUGCGCUCUGCUGCGUCGCACCUCUGAAACUGCAAAGACUGUGGAUGUGCGUCUCCAGCUUCGCAAACUUGGAUCGCUGCCUCUUUUUUUCGCGGGGAAUUAAAAAUUCCGGCUCCUCUCCAGUUCUGCAAACCUCUGUCACUGCUGACUAACGAUGUGGUGGAGGUUGCUGUGACACCACAUGGAGACUUUUUAACUGUUACGCAUCAACUUUUUGCCCCCCUUCGCGGAUGAAGAUUGGUUUAUGUGGAAGUGCGCAUAACAGGAUUACGCACACCUUUGAUUUAUCACACUGGGAGCGAGAUGGGAUUGUAAACUGCAGCAUGUGGAGGCUUUCCUAAGGACCUGAUCGCUGCUCUCCGUGGGUGUAUGGAGAAGAGCAGCCCGAAAAUGACGGGCGGAACCCGGGAGGCGCCGGUGAACAUCUCUCCGGCGGUGGCGGCCAACGCGGAGGGCGAAGAGAUCGAGGUUUUGGAAAGUACCGACGUCCUGCCUGUGGCUCCAGAGGAUCAAUGGAAGUCACUUUUUGACAAGUACGACCCAGAGAAUUCAGGCUUCAUCAGCACAGAGCGGUUUAGGGACCUGCUGGAGACCCACGGCUCUGAGCUUGACCCCCACAAAUUGGAAGUUUUAUUGGCCCUCGCAGAUGGCAACGCUGAUGGAAAGAUCUGCUACCAGGACUUUGUCAACCUGAUGAGCAAUAAGCGCUCCAACAGUUUCCGGAGGGCCAUUCUGCAGGGCAGCCGGCAGCUGAAAGGUUGCAGUCUCAGAGAUGAGGUGGGCUUGGGUUUGUCCCAGCGGUUGGUCCGCCACGUCGCCUACGAGACGCUGCCCCGUGAGGUCGACCGGAAGUGGUACUUUGACAGCUACACGUACUGUCCCCCUCCCUGGUUCAUCCUAGCUAUCACCAUCGCUGAGGUGGCCGUGUUCAUGUAUUACGGGCUCCAGCUGGACCGCUUGGUCCUGCAGGUGUCCAGCCCAUCCUUCCUGAAGAGCCCCCUGCCUUACCACCCCCAGCUGCGAGCCCAGGCUUGGAGGUACCUCAGCUACAUCUUCAUGCACACUGGGAUUGAACAUCUGAGCCUGAACAUGGCCAUGCAGCUGCUGGUUGGAGUCCCUCUUGAAAUGGUCCAUGGUGCCCUGAGGAUCGGACUGGUCUACGUGUGCGGUGUGUUGGCAGGGUCUCUGGCGGUGUCUGUCACUGACAUGACGGCUCCAGUGGUCGGGUCGUCUGGGGGAGUUUAUGCUCUGGUCUCAGCACAUCUGGCCAAUGUAGUAAUGAACUGGUCAGGAAUGAAGUGUCAGUUUAAGUUAUUCCGGAUGGCCAUGGCUCUGGUUUGCAUGAGUGUAGAGUUUGGUCGAGCGGUGUGGCUGCGGUUCUACCCUCCGGCCUUUCCUCCGUGCCCCAAUCCAAGCUUCGUAGCUCACCUGGGGGGAGUGGUGGUCGGCCUGACGCUGGGUGUGGUGGUGCUGCAGAACUACGAGCAGCGACUCCAGGAGCAGUCCCUGUUCUGGAUCUUUUUCUGUGUGUACACCUUGUUUGUACUUUGCGCUGUCUUCUGGAACAUUUUCGCUUACAGCCUGCUCGACGUGCGACUGCCUCCGCCACCGUGAGUUGCUUAUUAGAAGUACACAGGACACUUUAUCCCUUUUAUUCCUCCACUGGUAGACGCCUGACCACCUGGCUGGAUGAGUCACGUUGGCCCUCACACUCUUGAGCCUCAUCUUGCGGUGAUCAGAGUCGCCUGACAGCCACCUUCCUCCUACAUCCAGCGCUCUGAUGCAAGGAUACCUGGCAUGCAGCAGCCCUCCUAUUAGUAUUUGUUGACCCAUCCGCUACAUUUGUGUAUUAAACCUUAUCAUUUUUUCCCACUUGCCAUACAAGCUUGAUUUUUUUUUUUUUUUUUUGUCUCAAGAGUAUCAGCCAGUGGGACUGUUGUUUAUGCCACUGCAUCAACAAAUGACAAGCCUCAGAUCUGACAGAACAGAAACAAGCAGGAACUGACCUGUCCACGUGGCUCAAGCCUCUCUGCCUGUUCCUCCUCACUCCGACAGUGCCUACUCAUCGAGACUGAUGAAAGUAUUUCUGCACAGUUGCCUCUCGCAUAGGGUGACAGCAGUGAAACCCCGCGUUUCCAGAUGAAAACAGUUCCUGAAAACCCUGUUAUCUGUAAAUGAACAAGGAGAUCGUGGAAGAAUUUAAGCUCAGUUGGGUGUUUUGUCAUCAGUACAAGCAGCUCAUGAGCAGCAGAGGUUCAGAUACAACAGGCAGCAGGAUAGCCCUCUUUAAGCUUCACAGCACAAAGAGAGCAGGGAGCAAAUAGGCUGCAAACCGCCUUCAGAAGUUAUUAUGAAUUUGCGUUUUGAAAGACAGUGUGGGUUACUGUUCAGUGUUGCCUUCAGCGUUUGUCACUUCCUCAGAGAAGGAUUAAUUUGUGCAGCACGGUUUAGAUCCUCAAACUUAUGUCUUGUGUGUGUGUGCGUGCGUGCGUGCGUGCGUGCGUGCGUGCGUGCGUGCGUGCGUGCGUGCGUGCGUGCGUGCGUGCGUGCGUGCGUGCGUGCGUGCGUGCGUGCGUGCGUGUGUGUGCGGGGAGUGCGACAAAUGUAUCAUUGUGUGUAGAGAUAAAAGUGAAGCAGAAGUGCCAUUCAGACUUGAAGCUUUUUAAAGAAUGAUGCCAAAACAUUGCUACAAGCACCGAAGGGGAAGAGCACAACCUCUAACAAGUACUGCUUUAGUGUACGCAAAAUUAACCUAGUUUUGUCCCAUUUGGAGUCGGUCGAAUGUAACAGAAAAUAUUCUCUAAAGUCAGAUCUUGUCAUUUUAUCCCUGCAGUGAUUUCUGGUGAAGGUCAAACACUGCAAAGAAGUAAAAUAAAUGUAUUUAUUGGUGUUGAGAUAGGGUUAGUAGGAUUAGACUAAUGUAAACACCAUUAGGAACAGCCGGGCCAUUCUAAAUAAAUCCCGUCUUUUUCUCUCAUUACCAAACGUAGAAGAGCACACAUGCCUGACCUCGACUACAUCUGGACUGGGGUUGUUUCAAUCUCGGUUCAGGAGGCAGUUGGACAAAGAAGUAAAUCAAUGCUCUCUCAUUAGUUCCUGUCUCAACUUAAUUUGUUAAUUGAUUGAACCGGGAUGGAAAGCGACUCCAGCCCUGAGCUGUAAGUCUCAAACUGUACUGUAUUUUAACCUCCUGUUACACUGGUAACUGCUUCGCACAGACGUUAAUAUAAUGUAAUUAAAUACAGAUUAAUAUUUUAACAUGCAUUUGCUGUAGAUUUUUUUACAUGGUGAUGUUGGUAUGUUGUGUAAAUUGUUUGGUCGGUCUGCAUUGUGAUAUGUUAGCUAUAUCCUAUAUGUAUCCUAUUUAAAAACUGAUUAAUGAUGG